AUGGAAAUAGAUGAUUUAAACCUACGAAACCCUGUACUAGUGGGAUAUUAUGAUCCUUUUAAUGUGUAUCCAUUAAUUAAAGAUGAAUUGCACAGUAAGCUUCCCCUUACCAAUUUGCAUUGGAAAUACAACAUAUCCAAACCAUUGAAGUCCAUACCCUUAUUGCCAGUGAGAUUUGUGGAAGAAGUACCUAAAAAUACAUCUAUGAAGGGAAAUGAUGAGACAUAUUCGAGAAUAAUGUUUAUAAAGUAUGAAAGUUUGGAUACCUACAGAGCACAAGUCAGACCAUUAAUUAAAGAAUGGCUCAAGCAUUUAGUGAGCGACUCAGAGGUGGAAUGGGCAAUUGUUUUAUUUAUGGGGUCUAGCCUGAAGGAUAAGCUGUCUUCUAUAAUUAAAACGUCCCUUUUUGAUAAACUAAAAAUUGAUUUUGGAAUUGAUGGAAAAGAAUUACAAGCGUUAUCAGUAGAUUCAGGCGUCAAGGAGAGAUGUUUUAAAGUUCGUGAGGUGUAUGAAAGUGAAAUGGCGAAAUUGGAGUCGUACAAUGACUUGAUAAAUCAUAUGAAAGAUUUUUUAAUAUCAUCAUUUAAUAAUAAGUAUGUCUCGCUUAAUGAAUUGAUAUACAAUCAUAAAGCAACAGACAUCAACGCGUUUAUAUUGAAAUUGAAACUAGCAGACUUAUUGAAUGAUAUGCGCUUGCUAAAUGAUUCGUUAAGUAUAUAUAAUGAAUUAUCAAAUGACUUAAAUAAGUUAUAUUAUUCUGAUCGGUCUAAAUUUGAAACAGAAAUUACUAAUAUUCCAACAGACUUGAAUGGUUAUCUGUUUGAGCAGUCAUUUGGUUCCACUAGCAUAAAGAGUUCGUUUGACAGAGAGAAAAUUAAUUUAUUCAAAUUGAAAAGUUUGAUAUUCGUAAAUCAAUCUUCGUUAUUGCAACUAUUAGCUAACUACGCCAAUUCCAUUUCGUUAUCAUCAAUUUCUAUAUCAAGCAUAUAUCAAAAAUUAUUAUACUUCUUAAAUGAUUUGUCAAAUAUUUUUGGAGAUAAGUUGAAUGAAUGGAUAUUUGUGGUUAUUGAUAAUUACCUUAAAUUACCCAUAUGCAAUAAACUUAUGAAUGAAAACAUGAAAAGUAUAGAUGGUGAACAGUACAAUCAAUUGAGUGAAAUCUUGGAAUUUCAAGGAGAAUUGAAAUUAACUCAGAGAUCUAAAUUGGCUAAAAUUGCCAAUUCCCAUGGUUACAAUAUUAAUGGCAUUAACGAAAUUCUUGAAGAAAUAUCAUUGGAUGACGAUAAAACUUAUCAGGAAAUAUCCCAGCUAUCAUAUAAACCACUCCUAGAAAUUUUACUGAAUCGAGAAACCUACUACAUGCAUUUCGAGAAAUCAACAGAAUUAAUUAUACAUGACUUUGUUAAUUCCGGACGGACUAAGACUAUUGAUAUUUUGAGUAUUGAUCUUGCCUUAUUGAAUUAUCAAAUUGGCAAUUAUCAAGAGUCAUUAAAUAUUUUACAGGAUUCUUAUGAUUUCUUCAUUAAUAAUAGUUGGAAUUUUAUGGGUGGAAUUUUAUUAGAAAUAUAUCUAAACUGUAUUGAAAAAUUAGACAAAAGUGAAAAUAGUUUAAUUUCAUUAACAUGCUUAAGAUUGUUUUCAAAUCUUGUGAAUUCUAAAAAUGGCAAAUUUGGAAUCAACAACUAUAAAUUAAUUAAACCAAAAGUUAAAAUUACGAGAUUAUUUAAGAAGAUUGAAGAAUACUCUAGCAAAUUGAAUGAAUCUAUUGAUUUUCCUCUUGACAAAAUCUUUAAAGUAGAUAUCAUGCCAUUUAUUCAGAGUGACGAGUCAACUAAUGCUGACAAAUAUUUUGUCCAAAUUAAGUUAACUAAUAACUAUGGUAUUGACUUUAGUUUUAUGGAAAUUCAGUUGAUACUAGAAAAUAGUGAAGGCAUAUUAUAUUUCAAUGUUGAGAAUGCUACUAUUUCUAAUAAGGUAGAUAAUACUAUUAAACUAUAUUCAAACAACUUUAAAUUUGGCUCUUUCAAUCCAUCUCAUAUCACCGUUAGAAUCAAUAAAAAUUUGCGUUUUACAAAGAGAUUCAAUGCUGAACAUGGUAUAGAUAGUACAGCUGAUGAUACUGUUAUUCAAUACAACAAUGAAACUAUUCUAAAGGAUUCGUUCUUGAACGAUUCUGAAUCUAGGGAUAUCGUAGUUGGCCAUAAUAAAUGGACUUCGGAUAUGUUUUUUUAUCCAGGUCUAACUAAAUUUUCAUGUGAAUUUUGCACCCCUAUUGAUAUCGAUUUGGAGAGUACUGAAGUAAUAUUAAGAAUAAAAAAUGGAAAUAAUAAUGUUCAGGACAUGAAAAUCGAUAUAAUUUCGAAUACAAAUGGUCUUAAGAUUAAUAAGGAACUUUUGAAAGAUAGACUUAAAGUCAAGAGUUUAUCUUCCAACGAGUCAAUUGACAUUAAAAUUCCCUAUUCCUAUUAUAGCGAUAAUAAGAUUAUUAGUCUAAAGACAGACAUAGCAUAUUCUUCGAAUGGGGAAGAUUUUAGUCAUUCUAUUAUUGACCAAGUGGAUACAACUUUAACUAUAUCUGUCUCAGUACAAGACAUAUUCAAGUCGCAGUAUAUCUUCUCCAAAUUUCAAGUAGGUACUUCGAAUCCAAAGCUACCUAUAAGAAUAAUAUCUAAUGAUCUAACAACAAUAAAUGAGAACUAUACUAUUAUCAGUCCAAAGAAUUCCCCGAGUCCGAUAACUUUCGGCGAUCAGCCUGCAUCGUAUUUUUACAAAAUAAUUCCGAAAUCUGAUUAUAUGAUUAAAUCAUUAGAUUCAUUAGAUUUAAAGGUCCAAUAUUCAGAUUUAAAAAAUGAAUGUUGUGCUAUUAUUCAAAGUUUUCUUUUGGACAGGUUACAUGAUUUACAGUUGCGUAAAUAUUGGUACUUGAUAAAGACAUUACUCUUUAAAGAGAUCAUUUUCGAUUUGAACAAUUAUGCUAUCAAUCAGGAAGUCAAGAUCAUUAAUAACUGUGAAAUAGAAUUAUUGAUUGAAAGAACGUUGUUAAAACACGUACAAGAAAAGGAAGAUAAGAAAAAAUUAAUAGGAUUAUUCAAGGAUGUUUUGUUUGAAAAUGAAUUGAAAUUUGAGGUUACGCCUAAUUUCGAGAAUAGACAAUUGUUAAUCACUGUACCUAUCCCAGUUUUAAAUAUUUUACAAAUUAUUGAAUUUGAGUUUGAAAGAAAGCCUCAAUAUUUAGUAGGCGAACCUAUACUAAUGAAUCUAAAUAUUGAAUCUAUUACAAAAUGGUCAAAUAAUAAAGUUAAAGCUGGUUCUGAAGAUGAGAUAGAAAUACUUGCAGAAUCUUCACCUAGUAAACCAGUAAGCCUCUUUUCUCAGAAAGAGAAUUUUCAGCUUACCAUUCAAACCGAUGACAACUGGCUAAUUUCAGGAUUUAGAAAAGAAUCUUUUCAAAUCGACUAUGACUCAAAUGAAAAUAAAAAUAGCUUUGAGGUAGUUUUAAUACCUUUAACAGUCGGUAGAUUACUUUUGCCAAAGAUAAAUGUUAGGACUUUAGAGAAUUUAGAAAAUGACUUUUCAAUGGAUAUUAAUUUCAAAAAUGGACUAGAGACUUUAUUGGUUGUACCAGAUGUUAAUAGUAUCACCUUCUCGUUCUAG
Messenger RNA from Debaryomyces fabryi, 3654 nucleotides. Its product is annotated as transport protein particle complex II subunit. The coding region runs from base 1 to 3654 and encodes 1217 amino acids. The record is from RefSeq and is a predicted model, not a curated record. Gene Ontology annotation, biological process: intra-Golgi vesicle-mediated transport; early endosome to Golgi transport. Gene Ontology annotation, cellular component: TRAPPII protein complex. NCBI's taxonomy places the organism in Eukaryota, Fungi, Ascomycota, Pichiomycetes, Serinales, Debaryomycetaceae. The transcript has a single exon.